This is a messenger RNA of Magnolia sinica, 1674 nucleotides long. Its product is annotated as phosphoribulokinase, chloroplastic-like. The record is from RefSeq and is a predicted model, not a curated record. The transcript has 5 exons. Gene Ontology annotation, molecular function: ATP binding; phosphoribulokinase activity. Gene Ontology annotation, biological process: carbohydrate metabolic process. NCBI's taxonomy places the organism in Eukaryota, Viridiplantae, Streptophyta, Magnoliopsida, Magnoliales, Magnoliaceae. The coding region runs from base 232 to 1452 and encodes 406 amino acids. Gene Ontology annotation, cellular component: chloroplast; cytoplasm.
UAAAACAGUUUAAAAAAGGAACUAUUUUCAAUUCUCUCCAUCCCCAUCUUCUUUUCCUUUGAACAUCUCAAGGAAGAGAAGAAGGGAAAAAAAAAAAAGAAAAAGAAAAAGAAAAAACCCACUCCGUGUCUGUAGGAAUUCUAGAAUUCCUUCUAUCUCCCUCCAUUACUGAAGUAACCAAGAAAAACCCACUUCAGCUCUUCCCUCACGAGCAUCUGAAAAGCAACCAAAAUGGCAAUUUGCACAGUCUACACAACCCAUUCACUUCAUACAACCUGUUACAUCUCCACCCAAACAAAUACCCAGUUGGGAUUUCACCAAAGACAGGUUGUUUUCUACAGCAGCAGCAAGAAGACCAGGAAAAGUACCGGAUUCUCUAAGAUCUCAUGCUCAGCUAGGGAAUCUAACACAGUGGUCAUUGGGCUGGCAGCUGAUUCUGGCUGUGGGAAGAGCACAUUCAUGAGGCGGCUGACUAGUGUCUUUGGUGGGGCAGCCGAGCCACCAAAGGGCGGGAAUCCGGACUCGAACACCUUGAUUAGUGACACAACCACAGUCAUCUGCUUGGAUGACUACCACUCUCUUGAUAGGACAGGCAGGAAGGAGAAGGGGGUGACAGCGCUGGACCCAAGAGCCAAUGACUUUGAUCUCAUGUAUGAGCAGGUGAAGGCUCUCAAGGAAGGUAUUGCAGUUGAAAAGCCUAUAUACAAUCAUGUGAGCGGUCUGUUGGAUCCUCCUGAACUAAUUAAGCCACCCAAGAUUCUGGUCAUUGAAGGGCUGCACCCAAUGUUCGAUCCUCGAGUAAGAGAUCUCCUGGAUUUCAGUAUCUACUUGGACAUUAGCAACGAGGUCAAGUUUGCAUGGAAAAUUCAGAGAGACAUGGCAGAACGUGGGCACAGCCUAGAAAGUAUCAAAGCCAGUAUAGAAGCCCGAAAACCAGACUUUGAUGCUUACAUUGACCCGCAGAAGCAAUAUGCAGAUGCAGUGAUUGAAGUCCUGCCGACGCAACUGAUUCCGGGCGACAACGAAGGGAAGAUCUUGAGGGUUAAGUUGGUGAUGAAAGAAGGGGUCAAGUAUUUCAGCCCCGUUUAUCUGUUUGACGAAGGCUCAUCCAUAUCAUGGAUACCCUGUGGGAGGAAGCUGACAUGCUCAUAUCCUGGCAUCAAAUUCUUCUACGGCCCAGACUCUUACUUCUCUAAUGAGGUUUCUGUGUUGGAGAUGGAUGGGCAGUUUGACAGAUUAGAUGAACUGAUUUACGUCGAAAGCCACCUAAGCAACAUCUCUACUAAGUUCUAUGGUGAAGUUACGCAGCAAAUGUUAAAGCAUUCCGACUUCCCAGGAAGUAACAAUGGGACUGGUCUCUUCCAAACCAUAGUCGGGUUGAAGAUAAGGGAUCUCUAUGAGCAGAUUGUUGCCGAGAAGGCAACAGCUCCUCUACAGGCAACCAAAGCCUAAUAUUCAACAUCGCAGAGUCAUCUUCUCCUCUUCUUCAAUUUUCCCCUUCGUUUUCUGUUAAAUGUAGGCUCCUAGGAAAAAAAAGCACCCAUAAUGUAUUUAAAGUAAUUCUGUGGAGAUUUGUAUUAUAGGUGCAAAGGUGAUGAAAUGUAGUGAAGUCCCAACACACUUUAAGUGUUGGAAUAUUUGAAUCAUAUAAUGUCUGAAAUAUCCUGCAAUUCA